Molecule: messenger RNA, 1023 nt
Organism: Phaethon lepturus (White-tailed tropicbird)
Lineage: Eukaryota; Metazoa; Chordata; Aves; Phaethontiformes; Phaethontidae
Gene: LMCD1
Product: LIM and cysteine-rich domains 1
Molecular function (GO): zinc ion binding
Source: RefSeq, a predicted model, not a curated record
AUGUCGGUGAGCCAGCCACAGUCGGGAAGAGGUGUGCCUUGUUUACGCUGCAGAGGGACAUGCACAGGCUUUGAGCCACAUUCUUGGAGGAAAAUCUGCAAGUCAUGCAAAUGCAGCCAGGAGGAUCACAGCCUGAGCUCAGAUGUGGAGGACGAUCGGAAAAUUGGGCGCCUGCUGUCAGACUCCAAGUAUGCCAUGCUUACCGCCCGGGUGAAAGGAGGUGACGGUGUUCGCAUUUACAAGAGGAACCGCAUGAUCAUCACCAACCCCAUUGUCUCUCGGAAAGACCCCACCUUUGACACCAUCACGUAUGAGUGGGCUCCACCGGGGCUCACCCAGAAGUUGGCCAUGCAGUACAUGGAGCUGAUCCCGAAGGAGAUGCAGCCGGUGGCGGGGACGGAUGGGGCAUACUAUCGCCGGCGGCAGCUGGUGAGGCAACUCCCGCUGUACGACCAGGACCCAUCCCAGUGCUGCGGCCUUGCGGAGGGCGAGCUGAAGCUGAUGGAAGACUUUGUGAAGAAGUACAAAGCCGAGGCGCUGGGUGUUGGGGAAGUGGCGCUGCCGGGCCAGGGCGGCAGCGGGAAGGAGGAGGGGAAGCCGCAGGACAAGAGCAUCGCUGCCAGCCAACCCCCCGAGUCCACCAACGGGGCCCCAGAGCAUGUGCCUGAGGGAGGGCACUAUCGCUGCGAGACCUGCAAGCAGGCAGUGCCGGGGGACUGCCCAGUGGUGUACGCCGACCGGGCGGGCUACUCCCGGCAGUGGCACCCAGCGUGCUUCGUGUGCUGCCGGUGCUCAGAGCCCCUCGUCGACCUCAUCUACUUCUGGAAAAACGCCGCCCGGCCACGCUGCGCCGGCUGCGACGAGAUCAUCUUCUCGGAGGACUACCAGCAGGCAGAAGGCAUGGCCUGGCACAAGAAGCACUUUGCCUGCCUGGAGUGCGAGACGCUGCUGACCGGCAAACCCUUUGCUCUUCACAACACCAGCCUGCUGUGCACGACCUGCAGCAAAAGCAAACGCCUCUGA